AUGUUAAUCUUGCGUUCGUUCAAAGGAAUACCGACAAAAACUGGAAGCGGUAAAUCGCUUUCUUAUGAAUCUGUCCCGGUUAUAGUGUCAGAUCCAGUUUGUGUGCUCAUCAUCGAGCCUCUCAAUUCUAUCAUGGACGAACAGAAGAAAAAAUUAGAAGGUUUCGGCUUUCGAUGCGCAGUGAUCCACAGUGGGCAGGAAGAUAUCGACGUAAAAGCAGUAAAGUUUAUUUUUACAAGCCCAGAAAUAGCUGUAGGAGAUACCAAACUUCGAAAACAGUUCUAUACUACAGAAUUUAAAGAAACCUUGAAGUUAAUUGUUGUGGAUGAAGCUCACACGGUUUUGCAGUGGGGUGAGAGCCAUGAAGGAAACGACCCAUUCCGUGAAUACUUCUCAAGGAUAGGAGAGUUGAGGUCAGUCUUUCUGAAUGUACCUGUCAUGGCAUUGACGGCAACAGCAUCACCAUUAAAAAGAAAACGAAUAAUGAAGAGUCUUUGUUUGAAUGACUGUGUAACCAUUUUGGAUUCUCCAGAUAGGACAAACAUAAAAAUAUCCACUGCAAAAAUUUCAAAUAUAUCAAAAGCACAGGAUUAUUUUACUCCUCUUUUAGAUGAUGUUGAAACACAGAAAGACAGCUAUCCGAGAACACUUAUUUUUGGUACAUUGAUUAAUGACUGUGCAAAGGUAUAUAUUUAUUUCCUUGAACGAUUUGGUCGUCAGAGUACUUUAUUCAAUAUGUAUCACAGCGAAACAAAAGAUUAUGUAAAGGCAUCAAUAAGAGAGGAUAUGAACUUAGAAAAUGGCAAUAUUCGUGUGUUGAUCUGCACGAAUGUUGCUGGAAUGGGAGUGAAUUUCCGAGGUGUCCAGCAAAUCAUUCAUUAUGGACUACCUCGUGAUAUGGAUACUAUCAACAUAAUUUAA
Messenger RNA from Patella vulgata (common limpet), 921 nucleotides. RefSeq names its product recQ-like DNA helicase blm-1. The transcript has 2 exons. NCBI's taxonomy places the organism in Eukaryota, Metazoa, Mollusca, Gastropoda, Patellidae. Gene Ontology annotation, biological process: double-strand break repair via homologous recombination; telomere maintenance. Gene Ontology annotation, molecular function: nucleic acid binding; 3'-5' DNA helicase activity; ATP binding. Bases 1 to 921 code for a protein of 306 amino acids. The record is from RefSeq and is a predicted model, not a curated record. Gene Ontology annotation, cellular component: nucleus; chromosome; cytoplasm.